Rotaria sp. Silwood2 is the source of this 792-nucleotide messenger RNA. NCBI's taxonomy places the organism in Eukaryota, Metazoa, Rotifera, Eurotatoria, Philodinida, Philodinidae. The record is from the annotation of a GenBank genome assembly.
AUGACCGAGAAUGGCGUGAACGUUGUUGCUGCUCAAGGUUUUAAACAAGCAGCAAUAAUUUAUGAACAAGCUCGACCAUCAUAUCCGAAUGAAGUUAUUGAUUUAAUUAAGUCACUUUAUAAUAAACCAAAUAUAAUUAUUGAUCUUGGUGCUGGUACAGGAAAAUUAACACGUUUAUUAGCUCCAAUUGAUGCUCAAGAAAUAAUUGCUAUUGAACCAAUAUCAACAAUGCGUGAAAAUCUUAAACACAUUCCUUUAAUCACUAAAAUAAUUGAUGGAACAGCUGAAAAUAUAUCGUUUGAAGAUAAUACAAUUGAUAUAAUUCUAUGUGGACAAGCAUUCCAUUGGUUUGCAAAUUAUCGUGCACUUACUGAAUUAAAUCGUGUAUUAAAACCAAAGGGCUUACUUAUACUUAUUUGGAAUUUAGCAGAUAAUCGAGAAAGACCAUGGACAAAAAUCAUGUGGGAAUAUGUUGAUUCGUUUCGAUCAAAGGAAAUACCAAGAUAUGAAACAAUGGAAUGGAAAAAAGUUUUUGAUAAUCAAAAUUUAUUUUCUUCAUUACAACAUAAACAAUUUACUUAUAAACAUCAUGUAACACGUGAUUUAGUUAUAAAACGAAUGUUAUCAAAAAGUUUUAUUGCAACAUUAUCAUCAGAACAACAAAAAACAAUAACUGAUGAAAUUCGAAAAAUUUUAGAGAAUGUUGAAGAAAUUCAAGAUUUAGAAGAAUUUGAUUUAAAUUAUUUUACUGAUGUUUAUUGGUGUUCACCAUUGAAACUAUCGUCGCAAUGA